Messenger RNA from Adineta steineri, 963 nucleotides. The record is from the annotation of a GenBank genome assembly. Lineage: Eukaryota; Metazoa; Rotifera; Eurotatoria; Adinetida; Adinetidae.
AUGUUAAACACGCGUGAUCGUACGGAUGAAUUUGGAAAAACUGUGAAACAAAUUAUUAGUAGAAGAGAUGCUUUUAAUUUUUCUCCUAAUACUUCGAUCAAUUGCCGUCAACAGCCUCAAUCAGUUAUAAAGCAACAUGUUGUUUUCAUGCAAAGUGUGAAGAAAGUCGGUGAAGAUCUCUCACAGAUAUUUUUAAAAUUAGAACAAUUAGCAAUAAUGACAAAACACUCGUCAUUAUUCAAUGAUAAAACAAUGGAAAUUGAUGACUUGUCACAGUCAAUAAACCAGGAUAUUACUAAUUCAAAUCUACAUAUUGGACUGCUUCAACAAUACAUUGAAAAUACUGCUCAGUUCAAAUCAGAAGAUUCAAAGACACAUAACACUUUAGUUGUUUCUACUUUACGAUCGAAAAUAACGACAAUGUCGAAUGGGUUUAAAGAAAUUCGUGAUGCUCAAAUUCAAAAUAUGAAAAAACAAAAAACACGUCGAGAUAAUUUUUCAAGAAGUACAGUUUCAUUAUCAUUGACUGCCCCUUCAUCAGUUACUAAUAGUAAAACAAAUCAACCCUCGGUACUUUUUCGUGAUGAUAAUCAUGCGGCACAUGAAGAUGCUACUAUUAUUAGUAUGGGUUCUGAACAAAGGUUUCAUUCGCCAUUGAAACAACAAAUGCAAAAAAUAGAUGAAACAGAUAUGGAAUAUCGUUUGCAAACAAUGCAACGCAUCGAGCAAACAAUCGUUGAAGUUGGCGAUAGUCUUACUCAAUUAGCUACUAUAAUACAAGAACAGAAAGAGUCGAUUGAGAAAAUUGAUAUAAAUGUUGAACAAGCUAGGAACCAUGCGGAAGAUGCAAUUAGAGAAUUAAGUCGAUAUAAUGAGUCGAUGAAAUCUAAUCGAUGGCUUAUUAUUAAAGUAUUUGCAGUAUUAAUUAUAUUUUUUCUUAUCUUUCUUAUUGUUUUUGCUUAA